Messenger RNA from Striga hermonthica, 1545 nucleotides. Lineage: Eukaryota; Viridiplantae; Streptophyta; Magnoliopsida; Lamiales; Orobanchaceae. The record is from the annotation of a GenBank genome assembly.
AUGGAAGUACCAUCAGAGCCCAAGUCGUGGCGAGACGAGCUGGCAAGCUUAUUGGAAGAUACAGGGAUAGUAUUCAACGGAGAUUCGGUCCUGGCCCCGCCGGAGGAAUUCCUCACCAAAUCGCCGCCGCCGCCGCCCGCCGCGGCGGAAAGCUUGAGGGUCCAGAUCAAGGGCUUCGCUGUGGCGUGGGGGGAAUUGCUGGUGGAGCUGGCGAGAGGUUGCAGGGACGUGGCGCGGCAGUCCCUGCUGGCUGAGGAUUCUUACAUCGUGAGGAAGACCCGAGGGCCGCUUGCCGAGGUUUCGGGAAAGCUGAGGUUUCUGAACGAGUUCUUGCCGGAGGAUCGCCACCCGGCCCACGUCUGGCCCGUCAUCCUCUUCGUGUUUUUCCUUGCUCUGGCUGUUCUGAGUGUAAAUAGCAAACAUGAGGCCACAGUUUCGUUGGUGAAGAAAGUCUCUCUGCAUCCACCGAGUGCUGCACGGAUACUUCUGCCGGAUGGGAGAUACAUAGCAUAUCACGAAACUGGAGUCCCAUCUCUUAAAGCAAGAUUUACCGUGAUUAUCCCACAUGGGUUCCUCUCUUCUCGUCUUGCAGGUGUUCCGGGUAUCAAAAUUCAGCUGCUGGAAGAAUUUGGUGUUCGGUUGAUCACAUAUGAUCUCCCGGGAUUUGGCGAAAGUGAUCCUCACCCUAACAGAACUCUUGGCUCGUCUGCUCUGGAUAUGUUGCAUUUGUCACAUUCUGUGGGAGUACGUGGCAAAUUCUGGGUUUUGGGAUAUUCGGGUGGCUCGUUGCAUACCUGGGCAGCUCUCAAGUAUAUUCCGGAUAAUGUUGCAGGUGCUAUCAUGUUUGCCCCAUUGGUCAACCCCUAUGAUUUGGGCAUGACAAAGGAAGAGAUGUCUGGUGCUUGGGGAAAUUGGACUCGGCGAAAAAGAUUAUUAUAUUUUCUGGCACGAAGAUUCCCUAAGUUCCUUCCUUACUUUUAUCGUCGAACUUUUCUCUCCGGGAAGCACGGUCCUGUAGAUAAAUGGUUAGCUUCAUCAUUGGGAAAGAAGGAUAGAGAUCUUGUAAAGACAACAGCUUUUGAAGAAAUCUGGCAAAGGGACGUGGAGGAGUCGAUUCGUCUUAAUAACCCAAAACCAUUUGUAGAGGAAGCUGUGCUUCAGGUUACUGACUGGGGUUUCAAGCUCGUGGAUCUUCAAGUUCGGAAAAAAUGCACCCGAAAAGGCAUUAUUCCAUGGCUUCAGUUCAUGUACGGACAACCCGAAUGUGAACUGACUGGGUACUUAGGCCCGAUCCACAUAUGGCAGGGUAUGGAUGAUAUGGUGGUCCCGCCUUCGAUGACUGAUUAUGUGGGCCGCGUUCUUCAAACAGCGGUUGUGCAUAGGCUUCCGAACGAGGGUCACUUCUCGUAUUUCUCCUUUUGCGAUGAAUGUCACAGGCAAAUACUCUCGACAGUUUUUGGAAGCCCGCAGGGGCCGAUCGACACUGUAGAUAAGAAGAAGAAUACUCUAACAGAAGGCAAUUUACAAGAGGCCUCAGAUAACUGA